This is a messenger RNA of Fundulus heteroclitus (mummichog), 2952 nucleotides long. It is a transcript of the gene hvcn1, whose product is annotated as hydrogen voltage-gated channel 1. Gene Ontology annotation, molecular function: voltage-gated proton channel activity. The transcript is spliced from 5 exons. Gene Ontology annotation, cellular component: plasma membrane. The record is from RefSeq and is a predicted model, not a curated record. Gene Ontology annotation, biological process: proton transmembrane transport. Bases 1940 to 2614 code for a protein of 224 amino acids. NCBI's taxonomy places the organism in Eukaryota, Metazoa, Chordata, Actinopteri, Cyprinodontiformes, Fundulidae.
GCUGGAAACAGAUAUUCCUGUCACAAACAAUUCGCUGAUUUAUGGAGGAAAGAUUCUCCGAACAGCGGGGAGUCGGGAUGGCUCUCAUUUAUAAUGUGCCGAACUACUGAACAGGAAAACUCCUGGUAAACUUUGGACAUGUGUAAAUGCAGAAGCCAGCUCUGAUGAGCGCAGCAGGCAGACCCAGCUCCCUCCGGAGGACCCUCCUCGGUCCUUCAGAAGCUUCCGCCACGGUCCGAGCCCAGUCGGGCCGCCUGGCCGCGGUUCCGGGUCAGCAACUGCUGGAUCGGCACAAUCGGAGACUGGCGGAUGUUUUCAUCACGAGUUGAGCUGCAGCUGAGCUUCCCUCCGUGGACAGCGGGGGGAAACGUCUCGUUCCUGCAGACACGUCAGGUAGGAAAGCUGGAGACGAGCCGAGGCCGAGAUUUCCCGUUUUUUCCUGCCUGCUGCUGCUUUUCUCUCGCUACAUUCUAACAGAGGAGCUGUUAAAACCCGAACGCCGUUGUUGUGCGAAAUUCAGUUCCCCCGUAAAAAUCUGUUUCCCCUGUGUCGGGAGCGCCCAUUGCAGCCGUUUUCUCAGCGCUUCUAUUUGAUUUCUCGGUAAAACAACUCGUAUAAUCAUGUCAAUGUUGUAACAUUCAGUGUAAUCGGCAGCUGUUGUUUAUUUUUUCUUUUUAAUAAAAUUAAAUAAACGCGGUCUUUCGGCAGCUGAAAUAUCCAUUCUCUCCUCUCCUCCCCCCAUAACUUUGAGAAAUAAAGAGCAACUAUUUCCAAAUUCUCAAAAAUUGUUGUAUGAUAGCAUGUAGCAGACACCCUAUAUACUUUUAAGACUAAACUUAAAACUUUCCUUUUUGACAAAGCUUAUAGUUAGAGAGCCAUAUGUUACCUCUAUAGUUAUGCUGCUUUAGGCUUAGGCUGCUGGAGGACAUCAGGGCCUAUUUUUCUCACUCUGAGUUCUCCUACUGUUAUUCAAUAUGCAUUGCUGUGAUUUUGCUUCAUAUUCUCACUGUCUUUUUUCUCUUCAUAGUUGGUACACCUGGUGUGGCGUUCUGUUAGCUGGUACACCAUCCACGGGGGCAGACCAUCUGCCAUUACCAUAUAACAUAGAAAGGAUUCCUGGAUCAAUGUGUGCUUCUGUACUUUUGUGCCUCUGCUCUGUCUUCUCUAACCCCCAGCGGGUCGAGGCCGAUGACUGUUCUCAUUGAGCCUGGAUCUGGUUCCACUAGAGGCAAAACCAUCGGCAAUGCAGACUGUCCACUGUGGUUCUACGCUCUUUCAUGAGGAGUGAAUGUUGCUUGUCAAGACUUGAUGCAAUCUGCUGGGUUUCCUUAGCUACACCUAACUGGGACAUUUUUGAAUACAUUUCUUAUUCACACUCUGGGACCUUCUCUAUUGAUAUUCAUAUGUGAAUGCAGGCCUGAAAAAGUGAAAAUUUUGUAAUAUUAGGGGUAUAUUCUAAUCCUGCAGAAGGAGAGGAUCAUCCUCCUUCUGCAGGACAGAAGGAGGGGAUCGCCCAGGACAGGGUUAAUAACAGAACUGCCACUGGUUCUUCAUGAUUAGUCAUGCGUAUUCUGGAGCUGUAAAAGCACCUUCUGCUUCCUUCUAACACCAGAUUGAAAUAGUGAAGUUGCUUCAUCACAUGUUGCAAUCUGAAGAAAUGGAGAACUGAACUCUGAUUGUCUAACAUGACAUUUUUUCCACAACUUGAAAAGGACCCGAGGAGAUCACCAGCUUUUCUGUUAUUGACUUCUUACUCUGUAGAUUUUCCAAUGUCCAAAGUUAUUUUCUUAGCCUGCAUUGCCUUCCACAGAUAAACUCUUUGUAAGUAACACAUUUUGACAUUAUUUGAAGAGGUUUUUUUUUAAAUAAUAUUAAUAAUAUUUGUGAUUUUUCUUCCCCCAGAGAGGAGCUAAGGUCUUCUUGUGUGGAGCCUGCAGCCAUGGCUCAGUACCUGAGGCAUUUCACCGCUGUGGGCGACCUGCAGCCGGGUCAGUGGGUGGAUGAAGAGCUGCAUGUGGACAGCGAGGAGCUGAGUCCAGCUACAGGCCAGUACCCAACAACGCUCACCUUCAGGGAUUCACUGAGGAGGCUCUACACCUCUGACCGCUUCCAGAUCGCAGUGGUGUGUUUGGUUAUCCUGGAUGCCUUCUUUGUCAUGGCGGAGCUGCUAAUAGAUCUGUCUGUCAUUAAGCUGGAGCAUGGUCACCUUGCUCCUCAGGUGUUCCACUACCUCAGCCUGGCCCUUCUCACCUUCUUCAUGGUGGAGCUGUCUGGAAAGCUGUUUGUCUUCCGCUUUGAGUUCUUCUAUCACAAGUUUGAGGUUUUUGAUGCUGUGGUGGUGGUCAUUUCAUUUGUGCUGGAUAUUGUCUUCAUCUUCCACGAGGAUGCCUUUGAUGGGGUGGGUCUCCUCAUCCUGCUGCGACUUUGGAGGAUAGCCAGAAUUAUCAAUGGGAUCUUGGUGUCGGUGAAAACUCGUGCACACCAGAAGAUCCACAAGCUGAAGGAGAGCUAUGACCACCUCGUCCAAAGAGCCACAGAGCUACAGAAGCGCAACGAUGAGCUGGAACAAGAGAACCAGAAGCUGCAGGCUCUCCUGAAGAAACAUGGACUCUGAUUCUAACACUAUGGUCUGUGAUAAUCUUCUUAACAUACCUGAUCUCAGUAUUCCAUGUGAUUAUCAGCAUCAUGUAUUAGCAGACUCCCAGCAGGAAGUUCCUGUUAAAUGUCUAUCGAUUAAAAAAAUAAAAAUAAAUAAUCCAACAUGUUGGGUUUUAUGUAGAUAUUUAGCAAAUCUGACUGCUAACUUAAAUCUAUAUUUCAUCAAAUGUUUUUGGAAAAGCAGAUUAAAAUAAAGAUAUUUUGAUAAUGAAAAAAUAGAUAUUUUAUUUGUAAAAUGUUCAUAUAGAAACUCUUGUAUACAGUAUUUACACAAUAAAAAAAGAAAAGAAAAAA